This is a messenger RNA of Asparagus officinalis (garden asparagus), 2409 nucleotides long. RefSeq lists its product as uncharacterized. The coding region runs from base 1 to 2409 and encodes 802 amino acids. The record is from RefSeq and is a predicted model, not a curated record. The transcript is spliced from 5 exons. Lineage: Eukaryota; Viridiplantae; Streptophyta; Magnoliopsida; Asparagales; Asparagaceae.
AUGGAUAGAGAUAGAGGUUGGAUGUAUAAUACUUCUCGCGUAAGUGCCGAGUACAUUGAAAAAGUGAAUGACUUUCUUGAUAAAGCAUUUGCAAAAGCAGCUAAAGGGAAUGAAAUAUGUUGUCCUUGUCGUGGUUAUUUUAAUCGUUGUUGGCAUCAGCGAAAUAUUGUCUGCAAUCACUUGAUUGUCAAGGGAUUUAUAGAUAAUUAUUACAAAUGGGUUUUCCAUGGUGAGGAUUUGCCAUCAAGAUUGAACGUCCAUAGCGAGAGUGAUGAUGAUGAUGCACGUACUCAUGAUGAUGUAGGCGGAUUACUACAUGAUAUUUUUAGAGGCACAAUAGAAGAGUUUUCAGAUAACGAUGAAGAAGGCAUAAAGGAAGGCACAGAGGAAUUGACCGAGGAUGCUAAGAAAUUUUAUAAGGAAGCAAUUCCAGACAUAAAGUUGCCAAAGUCUUUUUAUGAAGCCAAAAGGAUUGUCAAGGACUUGGGUCUCGAUUAUGAAAAAAUACAUGCGUGCUCUAACGAUUGUAUGCUAUUCUAUGGAAAUGUAAAUGGGAAACUGAAUAAGUGUAGUAGUUGUGGUGCUUCUCGGUGGAAGCCAAAGAAGGAUGAUGCAGCAAAUGACUCCAAUCAACCAACUAAAAAGGUGCAUAAUGUUCCAGUUAAGGAUGAGAUUCUAAGGCAUCCGGCUGAUGGUAAAGCUUGGAAAGACUUUGAUGAAAAGCAUCCAGAGUUCGCAUUAGACCCUCGUAAUGUGAGAUUAGGGCUUGCUAGUGAUGGAUUUAACCCCUUUCGAACAAUGAGUAUUGCGCAUAGUACAUGGACAGUUAUCUUAAUCAACUAUAAUUUACCGCCAUGGAUGUGCUUGAAGGUAGAAUAUUUCAUGCUAUCUCUACUUAUUCCUGGUCCUCAAUCCCCUGGCAACAACAUUGACAUAUACUUGCAGCCACUGAUUGAUGAAUUGAAAGAGUUGUGGGAAGUUGGAUUGCUUACAUAUGAUGCUUCUAUCAAACAAUCAUUUAAAUUGCGUGUAGCUUUGCUUUGGAUAGUUAGUGACUUCCCAGAAUACGCAAUGUUGUCCGGAUGGAUUACUAAAGGCAGGUUGGCUUGUCCUUAUUGCAAUUAUAAUACAUGCUCUGAGUAUUUAAAAUAUAGCAAGAAGAUGUGUUAUAUAGGUCAUCGUAGAUUUUUAAAAGAUGACCACCCAUGGCGAUUUAAUAAAAGAUCAUUUAAUGGUGACAUUGAGCUUGGAAGAGAACCGAUAUCACUAUCUGGGACUAAAAUUAUAGAUGAAUUAUCUGAUUUUGUCAAUGAAUUUGGAAAAAAGCAAAAGAAAAAAGCAAAUAGAAAUUGUCCGUGGAAGAAAAGGUCAGUAUUUUUUGAUUUACCUUAUUGGGAGCAUAAUAGAUGUCGUCACAUGCUAGAUUUAAUGCAUAUUGAGAAGAAUGUUUGUGACAAUAUUGUUGGCACAUUGUUAGACAUUCCAGGAAAGACGAAGGAUCAUGUUAAAGCUCGCUUUGACUUACAAAAAAUGGGCAUAAGACGAGAUCUUCAUCCUGUGCAGUCGGCUGAUGGUCGUCGUGUUACAUUUGCGAAAGCUUGCUUUUCUAUGACAUCACAGGAAAAAGAAAUGUUUUGCAAAGUGUUGGCAGAUGCAAAAGUGCCUCAUGGUUGUGCAUCAAAUAUCUCAAGAUGUGUAAAUAUGAGGGAGAAGAAAAUAUCUGGGUUAAGAAGAAGUUUGUCUAGGAGUGUUGCUAUUCCUCUCAUCAGAUUAGGUGCUUUCUUCAAGGGUUUAUGCAGCAAAGUUCUCAAGCCAGUUGAACUUAAAUCCUUGCAGUCUGAGAUCGUAGAGAUACUUUGUCAACUUGAGAAAAUAUUUCCACCAAGUUUCUUUGACAUCAUGGUUCAUCUUCCUGUUCAUUUAGUUCAACAAAUUUUGGAUUGUGGGCCAGUCAACUACUUCUGGAUGUACCCAACAGAGAGAUAUCUUUGUAGAUUAAAGUCAUAUGUGCGUAAUAGAAGUGCUCCUGAAGGUUCCAUAGCAGAAGGAUAUUUAGCUGAAGAGUCCCUAACUUUUUGCUCAUUAUAUAUGCAUGAUGGUGUCAAGACAAGAUUUAAUAGAUACACAAGUAUGUAUGAGAGAGUUGAUGUUGCAGAAGAGACAUCGCCAAUUUUUCCUAAGAUAGGUCAUCCAUUGGGAGGAAAGAGGAAAAGAAAGGGCAAAGCAUUUACAUUAGAUAAUGUUGACUGGGUUAAUGCACAUCGAUAUGCCUUGUACAAUUGUGAUAACAAUGAAGUUGAUAAUUAUAUACGUGAACAUAAACUUUUGAUUGAGAAUCAGUCAAGAAAAAGAGGCAGAACAAAUAAAUGGACGGGAGCUCAAAAGCACAGCAAGGACUUCACUGACUAG